AUGCUGAAAAUUACUUUCAUGAACUGGACGUCGAGGGUGUUUUUCCUUCGAAAAUAUACAACAAAUGUAGCAUCAAAGCCCAUUGCGACCUUCCAGACAAAGUUGAAUGACAACCUUUCUAAAAUGAAAAAGCUCACACAAGACCAACCCCAUCUCAUAUCUCGACUGAACGCCAUAACGAAUGCAUUAACGGAAAAAACACCUAAACAUCGUAUUUUAUUACAGUCUUUGACUUCUUCACAAAGGGAUAUUGCAUGCUCGAAAACUAUUUUACAAGCUCUUCUAACAAGUCCCUUUCUACCAAAAGUACCUGAGCUUGAUGAAGCUUUGAGGACUCUUGGUCAGGAGCCACUUUCGAUUUCUUUUGCAAGUACUCCCCUUAUCCAAAAAAAUGCUCGAUACAAAUCUAGCCAUCUUUCUAUACCAAGCGAUUUUCUUCAAGUCCAUAACCUAGAGAUCACUUACCUACCUGCGAACUAUAGUGAUAAUCUGAUCUCAGCAACUUGUCAGAGCACGUACAUGUGCUCUUCUUCCUAUCUGAACAUUGUUAAUGAUCGUGCUUCUCGCCCAGCUUCACAUAUAACUUAUCUCUUGGACAAGGAUUUGACGGAUGUUGAUAUUAUUAAAAAUGAGCCUCACAUUAUGCCCAUAUCCUCGCCAAAGGCAUUGUCGGCCAUUUCUAUAUUACGCCAAGAUGCAGGCCAGUUUACACAGUAUAAGGAGCUUUGGGAUAAAAGCAACUUCCAGACAUUGCGAAACUCUUUUCUUACUAAAAACAACUACGAAUUAGUCGAAAAAAUGCUGAAGUCAUUUAUGGAUACGAUACGCUCGGAAAAUGCUGGACAAAAGUAUAUUGCCUCUAAGAACAGCAGCAAUUUUAUGCUAUCCUCUUUGGAGGAAUGGGCCAAAUGUUUUCACGCUGAUACGGAGUCUUUUGAAGUCCAACUGAAAGCUUUAUGGAAAAAACUUGGGUUUUUACAGCUAUACAAAAACAUUGACGCAUGGCCUAAUAGUUUGAAAGACCUGCUUCACAAGUCCUUUCUACAGGAAUCUAAACUGGAAUUAGCAUUCCUCUUGGGCGAAUUAUCCAGAAAUGGGGAUGAUAAAAAGAACUUUUACAGCGCGAUGAAAGACUUUCAAACAUAUCAAGAUACGUGCAAACAAAAUGUUUCAGAAAAGUUUAAAUCACUGAAAAAGCAAACGCUUUAUGUGACGCUAUUCCAAGGUGUUGGAGCUUUGGGCUCUUUGUAUCUUUACUUAAUUGCUCAUGCAUCCAUGUAUAACUCCUUCAGUAUCUUUGCUGUAACAUCGGUUUUAGGAUUCUACGUUUUGCAGCGGAGCUCAGUUAAUUGGAAGCGAACAUUUUGGAAAGAGCAGCUGGAAGAUAGUAGAUGUUUUGAGGGAACGUUUCGACGUCAAUUAUUUGAAAAUUCUUCCCUUUAUAGCCAGAAUACACUCCAAGCAAAGAUGAAAACAGAGACGGAUCUGCUUUUGACCCAGGUUGACGAAUCUUUGAAGUGUUUAAGCAAAUUACGCGUUGCCUCGGAAAACUAG
Molecule: messenger RNA, 1554 nt
Organism: Schizosaccharomyces osmophilus
Lineage: Eukaryota; Fungi; Ascomycota; Schizosaccharomycetes; Schizosaccharomycetales; Schizosaccharomycetaceae
Gene: mug99
Product: mitochondrial conserved fungal membrane protein Mug99
Exons: 1
Coding region: 1-1554 (517 amino acids)
Source: RefSeq, a predicted model, not a curated record